Molecule: messenger RNA, 345 nt
Organism: Gamsiella multidivaricata
Lineage: Eukaryota; Fungi; Mortierellomycota; Mortierellomycetes; Mortierellales; Mortierellaceae
Product: ribosomal L27 protein-domain-containing protein
Exons: 2
Biological process (GO): translation
Cellular component (GO): ribosome; mitochondrial large ribosomal subunit
Molecular function (GO): structural constituent of ribosome
Source: RefSeq, a predicted model, not a curated record
AGCCAGAUCCGUCAUGCUUCCAAGAAGGCUGGAGGUUCGACCAAGAACAACAGAGAUUCUGCCGGUCGUAGACUCGGCGCCAAGAAAGUUGGAGGCCAACCAGUGAUCCCCGGCAACAUCAUCUACCGCCAGCGCGGGACACAUUUCUACCCUGGCGAGAACGUCGGCAUGGGCAAAGAUCACACAUUAUUCGCCCUCGAGUCCGGUUGGGUCCAGUACUAUCAGGACCCCGCCAAGGACAAGAAGUUUUGGAAGAGAACCUAUGUCGGUGUGACCUUGCACAAAGAUCAGGUUUUACCCACACCAGCACAUGAACCCAGGAGGAGGGCCUUCAGGAUGAUCGAC